Molecule: messenger RNA, 667 nt
Organism: Armigeres subalbatus
Lineage: Eukaryota; Metazoa; Arthropoda; Insecta; Diptera; Culicidae
Exons: 2
Coding region: 173-667 (164 amino acids)
Source: RefSeq, a predicted model, not a curated record
UAGUCAUUACGGUUGACUACGGAAGAUCCAAGUCUCUGGAAGUGUUUGUGUUCCGGUUUUUUUGUGUUCUCAACACUAUUCGCUCACGGCUUUGGCCUUACGGUGGAUCAAUUGGUUGGAUCCGAGCUUCACGCAAUCACAGGCUGCCCAGGAAAUUCUCUCUCACAAGAGCAUGGAAGUGCCGGAGGUUAUUUUCUGGAAAAACAUGGAAAACUUUCUGAAGUGCACCAUACCAUCCCACCUUAAAUGCAUUAUAGAGAGGGCUGGCUUCGUAAACCCGGCCUUGGAAGACCUCACCGAAAGAGAAAUAACAGGAAUCGAGUCCGAUGUUCGUGGGUUGUCGGAACUCGCCAACCUCCCGGUGGGGGACCCACUGCUACGAAAGUACCUAGGAAAAUAUAUAGAGAAACCAAAGGAUUUCAAAUUGAUGAGCGGAGAGAGAGCGCUGCUGUUGAAGAUUGCGGGGGCCGUAAAAGCCAAAAGCUGGCCAUUUUUCGUAAAAAACAAAUCACAGCGCUCGUCUCAGCAGGUUGCUGCAAAGCAAGCAGAUGUGACGGACGAAGUAGCCCUGAUUACCAGGAUCAGUGACUACUUCGAAAGCAGGUAUGCAAAACCAAAGUUUAAUUUUAUUUGUCCUCCUCUGCCCAACUUCCACACCCAGAUGUAG